Molecule: messenger RNA, 369 nt
Organism: Talaromyces rugulosus
Lineage: Eukaryota; Fungi; Ascomycota; Eurotiomycetes; Eurotiales; Trichocomaceae
Exons: 1
Coding region: 1-369 (122 amino acids)
Source: RefSeq, a predicted model, not a curated record
AUGUACGCGCCCAAGACCCUCGCCGCUGUCCUCGCCGUCUUGGCCAGUGUUGCCUCUGCCACCCCUGCUGCCAACACAACUGCUCCCAUCACCAACUUCAGCCUUGUAAACAUCAACACCACGCACGGAGGAGGCUGCGCCCUCGAGAUUGAGACUGAGUUCGACGGUGGCUGCAAGGGGAGUGCAGUUGUCGAUGCAGGCCCCUACUGCUCGGAAAUCGGUGCUUACAGGGCCGGCGAGUCAUCGGUCUGCAACGGCACAGUGAACGCCGACUUCUCCAAGUCUCCCCCUAAAGUUGAGUUUGUCGUCUGGGAGGAAUACGUGGCCUAUUGCUUCGUUGGUGAUGGCUCGAAAUGCACCAGCAAGUAA